CGGAGGGCGGCAGGGCUUCCGAGCUGGCAGACAAAGGGCGUCUGUUCUUGUCCAGUGCACUUCCUGGGUUUCCAUUGCAGGAAGUUUGGCACCUGCUGAUAGGUGACAUCGACACCCGGGCUGCUGCAGGCCAGGAUGCACCCCUCCAUCCAGGAGUGGUGUGGCGGUGGAACAGACGGCCAAAGGUACUGGAGGCAGGCCAAUCUGGAGAGGUAGGCAGUGGUUACUCCCACUUUACAGAUGAAGACACUGAGGCUCAGAAGGUGGAGUGACUGCUCCAGGUCUCACGCUUAGUGAACGGUGGGCCGCAGAAUCCUGAUCGGCUUGACUCGCGACUCUGGCGGAUCCUAGAGCCAAACGGAGGUGUCAGAGCUCACCUACGCGGGACAGGGCAGUGGAGCUGGCUUGAACCUCCCGGACUUCGGCCUUUCCAGGAGAAUCAGAUCCCAGCCACACCAGGAGCUGAAGCCAUGGCCUCAAAGCCUGAGAAGAGAAUGGCAUCGUCUGUCUUUAUCACCCUGGCACCCACGCGCCGCCAUGUAACUGUGGCCAAGGAAGUGAGCCAGGCGGUUUGUGAGGCCCGGCAUGGCCGCCCCUGGAAGGCCCCUGCCCCCAUGAAAGCACCAGGGGCUGACUUGGCAGGGAGGCCCAGCCCCUGGAAACCCCCUGGCAAGGCUGCAGCCACAGUGCCAGCUGCACCUCUGCAGCUCUCCAAUGGAGUUGUAGGAUGCCCACCCCCUCCUCCUGUCCCGGAUGGCAAGGACGCACUUCCCGAUCUGGACCUCCUCCCACCCCCUCCACCGCCCCCUCCAGCACUCCUGCCUUCUGAAGAGGAGGCUCCUGCUCCAAUGGGCGCCUCACUCACUGCAGACUCAGAACAGCUGCACCUGCCCCUGCCCCCACCCCCACCACAGGCCCUGGCAGAGGUACCUUCAGUCCAGCCUGGGCCCGGUCCCCUCAGGCCCGUGGAGGAAGAGCUGCCACCUCCUCCAGCAGAGCCUGUUGAGAGAGAGGCGUCCACAGACGUCUGUGCCUUCUGCCACAAGACCGUGUCCCCCCGAGAGCUGGCUGUGGAGGCCAUGAAGAAGCAGUACCAUGCCCAGUGCUUCAUGUGCCGCACCUGCCGCCGCCAGCUGGCUGGGCAGAGAUUCUACCAGAAGGAUGGGAGACCCCUCUGCGAACCCUGCUACCAGGACACGCUGGAGAAGUGCGGCAAGUGUGGCGAGGUGGUCCAGGAGCACAUCAUCAGGGCCCUGGGCCAGGCCUUCCACCCCUCCUGCUUCACGUGUGUGACCUGCUCCCGGUGCAUCGGGGAUGAGAGCUUUGCCCUGGGCAGCCAGAACGAGGUGUACUGCCUGGACGACUUCUACAGGAAAUUUGCCCCCAUCUGCAGCAUCUGUGAAAAUCCCAUCAUUCCUCGGGAUGGGAAAGAUGCCUUCAAAAUCGAGUGCAUGGGAAGAAACUUCCAUGAAAAUUGCUACAGGUGUGAGGACUGCAGGAUCCUCCUGUCUGUGGAGCCCACGGACCAAGGCUGCUACCCCCUGAACAACCGUCUCUUCUGCAAGCCGUGCCACGUGAAGCGGAGUGCUGCAGGGUGCUGCUGAGAGCACCCUCUGGGUGUCGGGCAGUGAAUGGACCACUAGCCCCAGCUGGGGCCCUUCCCUGACUUGGUUUCCCUUCCUGACCUGCUCUUGCACACUUUCUUUCUGAGCCUCCAUAGGGACCAGCCUGCAAGUCGUCUCAGCCUGUCCAGGACACAGCGGGCUGAGUGCCCCCCAACCUUCCACUCCUCCUCUACCCUCUGGGCACCAGAAGACUCCUGGACCAUGAGCGUCACCCCCAGAAUUCCCUGCUGGGCCCACCCCACUUCCAGGGGAAAGCUGGGGGAAGUCUGCCGGGGCACUUGGACCCCUAUCACUGACUGUAGCUGCUUGGUAGGGGUGCUGGGACCAGCCUGGCCUGUUGUAGGGUUGAGCUGUUUGAGGAAAAACUCCAAGAUCCCUUAAAAAGUGCUUUUUAGGCCAGGCAUGGUGGCCCAUGCCUGUAAUCCCAGCAGUUUGGGAGGCCAAGGUGAGUAGAUCACUGAGGUCAGGAGUUCGAGAACAGCCUGGCCAACAUGGCGAAACCCCAUUUCUACUAAAAAUACAAAAAUUAGCUGGGCGUGGUGGUGCAUGCCUAUAGUCCCAGCUACAUGGAAGGCUGAGGCAGGAGAAUCACUUGAACCUGGGAGGCAGAGGUUGCAGUGAGCUGAGAUUGCGCCACUGCACUCCAGCCUGGAAGACAGAGAGAGACUCUGUCUCAAAAAAAAAAAAAAAAAAGAAAAAGAAAAAUGCUUUUUGAAAAUGUUGAGGUUGAAAUGAUGGGAACCAGCAUUCUUUGGAUUUAGGGUAGAGGGUAUAGUAGCAAACACCUCUCUGUGGUUCACACAUACAAGAAUGGGACCCAGUGGGGGCACAGCCCUGGACUUCCCCACCCUGGCAUAGGUUAUGCUAAACUGGGGCUGGGGCCCAGGUCCAGGAGGAGAGGUUGUUUCACAGACUCCCUGGGAUGUCAGCAGCCCCCACCUGCCUUCUAGCACCCUCUCCCAGUGCUGCAGUGAGUCAGCAGGCAUGCAGUGAGAGCCUGUUGCAUGCUGGGAACAGGGUGCAGGGGCCAAGCGUGCCUCCUGGACAUGUGACAGGAGCCAUGCGCCCCCCUCCCGUCCACAACACACGAGUACUUCUCCAAAAUGGUGCUGGGACAGGUGUCCCUUUGUCCCCCUGGUUAUGACCUCAAGUCCCACUUGGGCCCUGCAGCCCAGCCUGUCUUGUAACCACCGCCUCCUCAAGGCCACACCUGGAAGAUUCCUUUUGAAUGAGAAUUAACAUUGUUGCUUCAUCACUUCUAAGACAUUUUGCAGGGCAUGGACAAGUGAAACAAUGUGCUUUCCAGGCUGGGCGUGGUGGCUCACACCUGUGAUCCCAGCACUUUGGGAGGCUGAGGCAGGCGAAUCACGAGGUUAGG
This is a messenger RNA of Cebus imitator (Panamanian white-faced capuchin), 3003 nucleotides long. It is a transcript of the gene FBLIM1, whose product is annotated as filamin binding LIM protein 1. Bases 471 to 1604 code for a protein of 377 amino acids. The transcript has 10 exons. Lineage: Eukaryota; Metazoa; Chordata; Mammalia; Primates; Cebidae. The record is from RefSeq and is a predicted model, not a curated record. Gene Ontology annotation, cellular component: focal adhesion; stress fiber. Gene Ontology annotation, molecular function: filamin binding. Gene Ontology annotation, biological process: cell-cell adhesion.